Cololabis saira (Pacific saury) is the source of this 2820-nucleotide messenger RNA. RefSeq names its product F-box and leucine-rich repeat protein 20 (gene fbxl20). Lineage: Eukaryota; Metazoa; Chordata; Actinopteri; Beloniformes; Belonidae. Gene Ontology annotation, cellular component: SCF ubiquitin ligase complex. The record is from RefSeq and is a predicted model, not a curated record. The coding region runs from base 317 to 1627 and encodes 436 amino acids. The transcript is spliced from 15 exons. Gene Ontology annotation, molecular function: protein binding. Gene Ontology annotation, biological process: SCF-dependent proteasomal ubiquitin-dependent protein catabolic process.
GGCUUUUAGGCUUACAGAUCCAAUUCCUGUGUUGCUAUUGUGUGGAUGGAUAUAAAGCUGUACAGGGGGAGGAGGAGGAGGAGGUGAGGAAGAGCCGAGCCGAGUCGAUAAGAAGAGAAGUGGCUUAUUGGCUGCCUUGCUACCACAUUAACCCAUAUUUGUUUUGACCAGAAAACCAGCUUUUGCGUUUCAGGCCGUGAAAACAGCGCCGUGUGUCUCGUCGCCCCGGGGCUCCGCCGAGGGGACAUGGUCAUCGCGGAGAGGGCCCGCAUCUGCGUGUGUGUGCGCCCGCACUGAGGCGCUCCGCAGCUCCGACAUGGGCAAGGAGGUGAACGGCGUCUCCCGGAGCCGGUUUGAGAUGUUCACAAACAAUGAUGAGGCAGUCAUAAAUAAGAAGCUGCCUAAGGAGCUGUUGCUACGAAUCUUCUCAUUCCUGGAUGUGGUGACACUCUGUCGCUGUGCCCAGGUUUCACGGUCCUGGAAUGUCCUUGCCUUGGAUGGCAGCAACUGGCAGCGAAUUGACCUCUUCGAUUUCCAGAGGGACAUCGAGGGCCGGGUGGUGGAGAACAUCUCGAAGCGAUGCGGAGGGUUCCUGAGGAAGUUGAGCUUGAGGGGGUGCCAGGGUGUGGGUGACAGCGCCUUAAGGACCUUCUCGCAGAAUUGCAGGAACAUCGAGCUGCUGAGUCUGAACGGUUGCACCAAGAUCACUGACAGCACAUGUAAUAGCCUCAGCAAGUUCUGUCCAAAACUGAAGCACCUGGACCUCGCCUCCUGUACCUCCAUCACCAACCUGUCACUUAAAGCUCUCAGUGAGGGCUGUCCCCUGCUGGAGCAGCUGAACAUUUCCUGGUGUGAUCAGGUCACCAAGGACGGUGUUCAGGCGCUGGUGCGCUCCUGCCCUGGACUCAAAUGCCUCUUCCUCAAGGGCUGCACACAGCUAGAAGAUGAGGCCCUGAAGCACAUUGGGGCUCACUGUCCAGAGCUGGUCACUCUCAACCUGCAGACAUGCUCACAGAUCACAGAUGAGGGCCUCAUCACAAUUUGUCGGGGUUGUCACCGCCUGCAGUCUCUGUGUGUGUCGGGUUGUGCCAACAUCACAGAUGCCAUCUUGCAUGCCCUGGGACAGAAUUGCCCCCGUCUAAGAAUAUUAGAAGUGGCCCGGUGUUCUCAGCUUACAGAUGUGGGCUUCACUACAUUAGCACGGAAUUGUCAUGAACUCGAGAAGAUGGAUCUAGAAGAAUGUGUGCAGAUAACAGACGGGACACUCAUCCAGCUGUCUAUUCACUGCCCUCGCUUGCAAGUCCUGAGUCUGUCUCACUGUGAGCUGAUCACCGAUGAUGGCAUCAGACACCUCGGCAGUGGGCCCUGCGCUCACGACUGUCUGGAGGUAAUCGAGCUGGACAACUGCCCCCUCAUCACAGACGCCUCCCUGGAGCACCUAAAGAACUGCCAUAGUCUGGACCGCAUCGAGCUCUACGACUGCCAGCAGAUCACCCGCGCCGGCAUCAAGAGACUAAGGACUCAUCUGCCUAAUAUCAAAGUGCAUGCAUACUUUGCUCCUGUGACUCCACCCCCCUCCGUCGGGGGCAGCCGCCAGAGGUUUUGCCGCUGCUGUGUUCUUCUAUGAUGCAAAGACAACAACCCCCUUCCCCUCCCCGACUUCACGUCCUCCCCCGCAGCGCGACACUUCACCCAUGAACUGCUGCCCUCUGUCUUCAAACUACAUGCUGAUGCGUGUCGCCCGAUUUUGGAGCUGCAGAGAGUGGGCGAGAGCCAAACAACGCCAUGGGGUCUUGGUAACUGUCCCAGAAAAUAUUCUUCAAUCUCCUCAACACAUACAUACACAACAGGCUGACACCCAGGCACGCAGUUAACUCCUAAAUGUUCCUAGGCUGUCUAGAGAGAGUUGGGUUUAUUAAAAAGAGAAAGAAAGGACAGUUAAUGGAUUUGAAUAUCCAUCAAAUUCAGCACGAAAUAUUUCUUGUUCAAGCAAAGAUCUUUGCAGCAAAAGCAUUACGUUCUGUUUCUGAGACUUUUUCUUUUUCUUUAAAUACAAAGAUCCCACUUAACCUCCCAAUUCCUUUGGUGUUGAAGGUCACUUAAGAGCUACCUCUGGACAGGAACUGCACUCUAGAAGACCAAGGUUUGUUUAAGUUCUGCAAGCUGUUUAUUUAAAUUUACAAAAAAAAAUAUAUAAUUUGAAAAAAAAAAAAGUUUAGUGAUGUAGCCAGUUAACUGCCAACGGCCCCAAACAGAAAACAAAGCAGAAAGCUUUUUUCUUUAAUUUUCUUUUUUUUCUAAAAAGAAUACUUGCAGCUAUUUGCACUUACAGUAAAAAAAAAAAAAAAAAGACACUUUACAAAGAUGACCAUUUCAGAAGUGAAGACUGGCAUUUUACUAACACCACAAACCGGCGCUCGGAGCCGCUGCACUCACCUCCGUCUCUGUUACAAUCAGAAGCUUCACCAUACUGGAGAUGGGGGGGAUGACAAGAAUGGACAGUUUAAUAUUUUUCUAAAACUGGACACCAGUUAAGACUCGCAAGUGGGAAUUAAUGUGGAUGCCAAAUGUUGCAUGUAACUCCUAGUUUUUUAAAAUCUAAUUGUAAAUAUGAGGACUGUGGGAGUCGGCGAGCCCAAGCCAGCGAUAACAUGACAACACGAUGACAUGACAUGGAGCAGAGGCCGCUGUCGCCGGCCCUUUUGACGGGAACUCUGGACGCCUGUGCGUGCUUUUUUUCUUUCUUUUUCUCUUUUUUUUGUUUUUCUUAUGUACAGAUGUGCUGGACUUUUUUUUUUUUUUUUUGGUGACGAAAAUGAG